AUCGGCGAUUUUUACUUCCGCAAUUUCAGGAAAUUAUGUCUGCCACAUUAAAGCCAUACUUAACAGCCGUCCGGCACACCCUGACGGCUGCAAUGUGCCUAGAAAACUUUUCAUCACAAGUUGUAGAACGACAUAACAAGCCAGAGGUGGAAGUAAGGAGUAGUAAAGAACUUUUGUUAACACCUGUGGUAGUAAGCAGGAAUAGUAAAGAAAAGGUUCUAAUAGAAGGCUCCGUUAAUUCAUUACGAUUCAGCAUUGCCAUCAAACAGGCCGAUGAAAUCGAGAAGAUCUUAUGCAAAAAAUUCAUGCGGUUUAUGAUGAUGAGGGCAGAAAACUUUAUCAUUCUCAGGCGAAAACCGGUCGAGGGCUAUGACAUCAGUUUCCUGAUCACAAACUUCCACACAGAACAAAUGUACAAGCACAAGCUGGUUGAUUUCGUGAUAUCGUUUAUGGAAGAUAUCGACAAGGAAAUCAGCAACAUGAAACUGGCGCUAAAUGCCCGUGCCCGUAUAUGUGCGGAGGAAUUUCUGAAAGAGUUUUAGUUUGAACUGAAUUGAAAGACCAAGCUUAGAUUCAACAAAUGUGGUGUAGAGGACUUCUAUAUUUCAUCAGAAAAUCUCAGUCCUGUUGUUCCAAGUCCAGAUGUUGAUAGCUACACCCAUUUUCCUUAGUCGUGAGAAAAGGGAUAGAUGAUAUAGAAAAUGGAUAGGUGCAGUGAUAAGAUAAACAGGAUGAGACAUUCAGUCAAGAAUUUUCAUUAGCCAUAACCCCUGAGGAUUGAAAGCAUGAGCGAAAAAUUGUCAAAGCGGAAAUUCCAAGAUCAACAACUGUUGGUUCAAUAGAAUCAGAUAUUUCGACUGUGUUGGGAGUUAGGGUAUUCUAAAGUUUCAACAAACCCCCUUACUUCAAAGAGAUGGGUUUUUGGUUCCAGACAAUUAUCUUAAUGUAAUCUUUCUUACCAAGCAGCAUUCCAGAGUGGGUUCAAUAUCUGACAUUUGUUGAUUGAUUUUGAUUGACACUUACUUAAUUGAUACAGUGUAUAUAGAUAACUGAAGGCUUUUAUAAUGGGGUGUAUAAUUAUUAGAUGCAUAACAUUUUCUAUGAUCAUGCAGUGGAUGAACAGAAUAGAGUUCAUCCAGUCAUGUCAGUAUCUCUAACCUGCUAUUAGUUGUGACCAAACUUUUUGAGAGCAGAUUUCCUGGAACAAGGGUUUUCUUGAGCUAGACCUCUGCCAGGCUGGGAGUUACCCCGUUCCACUAUCAAGGUCACCUACUCAAAGUAACCUGUACUUGCAUGUCAUUGGCUCCUUUUCCUUGGGUGCCAAUAACAUAAACCAACAACCUAGGUGUUUUCAAAUCAUUGGCGGAUUGUCAUUGUCCUGUAAGAGGAAAUGCGUUACAUCUUGAACUUACUGUGCAGAUGCUCUUUGGCUGAUUAUGAGGGCGUCUGAAUAAAAGGCCUAUAUUAUGUGUAAUAGGCCAAUAUGAAACGGACACAACAACACCAGCUCAUUAGCGUCAACGCAGUAUAUUUUCCCUUAACUUCUAGCUAAUUGUACAUUUAGGAGAUAUACAUACUGUAAAAAGAGUGAAAUCUAAGAGGUAGUUCAUUCCAUUGCAAGUUCUCUAGAUAUAGACCACGUGUUUGUCGGUUAUAUUGCACCGAUUUUCAAUGCUACAUGACUCAGUUAUGGCAGCAAGCACCUAGGGAUGGAAAAAAAACUGAGGUUUGUGACGAAACGACUGUCAAUACCUGGAUAUAGACUUUGAAUGAAUAGGAUAGGACUUAGUGUCAAGAGGGACUAAAGAUUGUUUCACACCACAAUAAUGGAAAAAAUAACAUAUACAAAACUCUUUCGACCUGAAGAAUUCGUCAUGGGUCAGAAUAAAAUAGUGUACAUCGAAAUUUUCUGGCCAACUUGCAAUGUAAUAAGCUGACACUGAUGCAUUGAUGAGCAGAGUGUGCAGGAUUAUUGUAAUUAGUGGCCCUAGUUAUUUGUAUGAGAAAUGGCACUUGAUUGUUUGUCAAACUUUGUCAUGUUGAUUCUUUUGUAUACUAUGCUCCUAGGGUAUUUGCAUUCUUGAAAUUGUAUUUGUUUUAUGAAUAGCUGAUGAGAUAGACAUACAUUUGUCUGUUCAACUAGAUAAUUUGGAUUUUACACAUUCGUACAUUAUGAUGGACAUGUAUUAUAUUGAGAGUGCAGCAAGGUCAUCUGGCACGAUUUGAUUCGUAAGUAACCAAGGCUUUGGUUAAUGAAUAUCUCGUUCUGAUUUUGACUUUUACAUUUUAAAACAUGGCCAGGUUUGACAUAAUCAGGGUGCCACAUGACAAAGAUUUAUGAUAUCAAUAAACUAAACUUA
Messenger RNA from Lineus longissimus, 2360 nucleotides. RefSeq names its product actin-related protein 2/3 complex subunit 4. The coding region runs from base 36 to 542 and encodes 168 amino acids. The transcript has 6 exons. Gene Ontology annotation, biological process: Arp2/3 complex-mediated actin nucleation; actin filament polymerization. Lineage: Eukaryota; Metazoa; Nemertea; Pilidiophora; Heteronemertea; Lineidae. Gene Ontology annotation, molecular function: actin filament binding. Gene Ontology annotation, cellular component: Arp2/3 protein complex; actin cytoskeleton. The record is from RefSeq and is a predicted model, not a curated record.